AUUUGCCUUAAACAUGCUAGUGGGGUACAUUCAGCUGUAUCUAAUGUAUUGGAAUGGUGACUCAGUCCAGCUCUGGACAAGUUGUGCUUCUGUAUUGUGCUUUGUGUGUGUGACCUGGCACAGGAAAAAGACAUCCUGCAGCUGAUAAAAAGGGUCUCUCGGCUUUGGAUUUCUGUUACAAGUGCAAAGGCGAAGAACCGAAUACAGGGAGGAGCAGUGACAGAGCAAAGUUAGUGCCAUGACAACAGAGGGAAUUGUGCUUUUACUAGUGCUGCCACUCUGCUUGGCGCUUGCACUACCGUGCCAUGCCCAGCUGCAAGAUGAUGCAUCAGGCCAAGAUGUAUGUAAGAAAUGCCAUACAAAUGCCACCUGCCUUGAGAGAAACAAAAAGUAUUCCUGUAUCUGUAACUAUGGAUUAAUUGGGAAUGGAAGGACACAUUGUCUGGAUAAGGAUGAGUGCCAGAUUGGUUCUUACAAGAUCUGUGGGAAUCACACAGCAUGUCACAAUACACAUGGCAGCUUCUUCUGUGUCUGCCUGGAUGGAUAUCGGCCUUCCAACAACCACAAGCACUUUAUACCUAAUGAUGGCACGUUCUGCACUGAUAUUGAUGAAUGUGAGUCAGCGGAUAUCUGUGGCUAUAAGGGAAAAUGCAAAAAUAUCCCAGGGAGUUAUGAGUGCUAUUGCAUGGAUGGCUAUCAACUGAAAAAUGGAACAGAACCAUUCCAGGCCAACAGUGAUAAUGGAUGCGUAGAUGUUGAUGAAUGUGAAGCAGAAGACAUUUGUGGACAUAAUGCGAAAUGUAGAAAUGUCCCAGGAAACCAUGAGUGUUACUGCAUGGAGGGAUAUAGGCUAAACAAUGGCACAGAACCUUUUCAAGCACAUAGUCGCAUGAAUUUAUGCUCAGUUAUUGAUUGCGGACAACCACCUGCGCUUUUACAUUCUCAAAUGAAUCUAGAAGGCAAUACUACGUUUGGAAGUCAAGUGACAUACAGGUGUGAUGCAGGAUUCACUGCUACUGCGGGACGCGCCAUGUCCAUCUGCACUUCUAAUGGGACAUGGGAAGGAGCCAGUCUUGUUUGCACAGUUAUAGACUGUGGUUUUCCACCAGUCGUACCCAAUGCACUAAUAAACUCCUCAGACAACACCACGUUUGGAAGCAAUGUGACAUACACAUGUAUGAAAGGAUAUGUGGCAUCCAGUGGUUAUGGUUUUGCAAGAUGUGCACAAAAUGGAAAGUGGGAAGCAGCUACUUUGUCAUGCCAAGUGGUGGAUUGUGGCCAACCUCCAUCCAUUCAGCAUACAUCCUCAAAAUUUGCAAGAAACACCACUUUGGGAAACACUAUAGCAUAUGAAUGCAUGUCUGGCUAUGUCAAGCAGAGUGGGAAUGGAAUUGCUGUGUGUAAUGAAGAUGGAGAAUGGGAUGGAGCUGACCUUAUAUGUAAAGAAAUAAACUGUGGGCUGCCACCUCCAGUUCCCAAUACACAGGUGAUUUUGAGCGGAACAACAAACCUUGGAAGUGAAGUGGAAUACAAAUGUGUGCAUGGUUACUACAACCCUGGCAACAGAAGUGUGUCAAGAUGCACCCUAAAUGAAAAAUGGGAAGAAGUAAAUGUCACAUGUAAAGUGAUUGGAAUUUUAAUUGGGAACGUGACUGUUUUCAAUGAGACGUGUCUACGGUGGAGAAAAAGUUCUGAAAUAAUAGACUGGGAGAUCCUAUAUAAGUUUAGCAUUCUUGGAAAAGGAUGGCACCAGAUACAUUAUGUUCAUGAAAAAGAUUUCAAGCUCCUCACAAACAACAGUUUUCAGUGUUUGGAUCUUCUUCCUGGAAAUAACUACUUGGUGAUAAUGAGAGCUGUGUUCCCCGAGAUGCAGGAAAUAUCAAUAAAUAUAACGUUGGAAACAGCUAUGAUAAAGAGAUUUGGUGACAUUACACUGUUCAAUACAACAUGUCUGCAGUGGACAAAGAGUUCUGGAAAAAAUGAAGAACUAGAGGAAUACACAGUCUUGAUAAAAGGACAAGUUUGGAAACCCCCAAAAAUAUCGCUGAACAUAAUGUUUAAUUUCAGUACAAGCAGUAGGAAUCCGGUGCUAUGUUUAAUGCUGCCCCCAGAGGAAGAAUAUAUUGUUAAUGUUACUGAAUCAUCCACAGGACUGUCUUCAUCUAUUCCUUUCCGCACCUUGGGGCAUGACAGUGAAGAUGUCAGUGGCACAGCACCUUUGGGUGAAAAUUGUUUGCAAUGGAACAGAAGUAUAGAGGAGAAUGGGGUGCAAGAGAUUUAUAGAAUUCAUGUGCAAGAGGCACAGGGGCAACCCAAGCCAAAUCCCCAGCUCUUGCUGUUUAACAUCAGUACAGACCAAGGUACAUCUCAGGUGUGCUUCAAGAUAGCAACAGAUCAGCAACAAUUAAAUAUGACAGAAGCCCCAUCUCCUCCUGAAGCCAACACAACUAGAGAACUUGACACUCCACUUCCAAAGGUGCAGUUUGUCUCAAAAUAUGGUCAGCUGCCAAAAGUAAGCAUACAGAAAACUGACCAACAUGCACCCUUCAGUUCCUACCAGGUAUUUGUGAAACAUUCUGGCCCCCUGUGUUCCUUUACUUGUGAUUCUCUGGAAGCGGUGCCGUACUUUCACAAUAUUUCCAAGACUCGUGCAUACGUCACAGCAGAAUUUUCACCUAGUGAUAUACCUGAGGUUCUAGAGUUCUCACUAGGGGACAGGCAAUACUACGGAGAGUUCUACAAUGCCCCUUUAGCACAAGAAAAAGAUUACUGCAUCAUCCUGAGAAUCAUCAGUAGGUGGGAUCGGGUACCAGAGUGUAUCCUUGUAGCAGAAAUUAAAGGUUUUACACCUUCAAGGAAUUAUAUGAAUAUAGUUUUACCAGGAUCAGUUGCCUUUGUGUGGUUUAUAAUAUUUCUUUCUUACUCAGCAGCACGGUGCUGUAAGAGGAGGUGAGAGGGAAUCAUUCAUAUAUGGACACUGUAAGACUCUGCCUUUGUUGUUGCAUUUCUCAGAAAUGUUGGGAUGACUGAUAGAAAACACACAUUUUUCAAAAUAAUGGAACAUAGACUUGAAUAAAUCUGCUUGAAAGCCACUGUGGUCUUUUCAUGAUCAUGAGGGCAUCAGUGGACCUUGCUUCUGCAAGAAUGUUAUUGUCUCCUUUGUUUUGACUACAAGAAUCAUCAACAGCAAAGAGUUAGUAGAAGUUGUUGAAUGAAACAAAAUCCACCGAGGACCUCAAUAAUUGUCUGCUAGACAUGAUGUUGCACUAUCUGAUUACUGAUAAAGCUUUUUUCAAGCUGACAAUGGGACACUUGCAAAGUAAAGGACUGUUUCAAGAGACAUUUCAUGUGAUGUAUGAAUCAUGAGUUUUUUGGUCUAUAUUUAUUUCUUAUUUCUAUCCAACCUGCAUUUGUCAUUGUAAUUUCCUCCCACUUUUCCCCUUUCUGAUUGUAGAAAUAAACAUUUAUUUUGAAAAGGAA
Molecule: messenger RNA, 3480 nt
Organism: Xenopus tropicalis (tropical clawed frog)
Lineage: Eukaryota; Metazoa; Chordata; Amphibia; Anura; Pipidae
Gene: susd1
Product: sushi domain containing 1
Exons: 21
Coding region: 239-2953 (904 amino acids)
Cellular component (GO): membrane
Molecular function (GO): calcium ion binding
Source: RefSeq, marked provisional